Fonsecaea erecta is the source of this 681-nucleotide messenger RNA. RefSeq lists its product as hypothetical. Lineage: Eukaryota; Fungi; Ascomycota; Eurotiomycetes; Chaetothyriales; Herpotrichiellaceae. The transcript has 3 exons. The coding region runs from base 1 to 681 and encodes 226 amino acids. The record is from RefSeq and is a predicted model, not a curated record.
AUGUCCACCGCUUCUCAAUGCCACCCGCCCGUCGUGCCGAUGCCGCGCUUGUCAAACGUCAUUGGCUGCGCGAGGGCGGUGAUCGCCAUCUUGGUCCUGGCGUUUACUGCCGCGAGCACUGGUAUUUGGGGUGGGUUUCCUGCCUUUGGUGUUACCCUGUUCACCGCGUCCGCCACCCUGAUCCUCUUCGCGUACUAUUUUAUUGCCCUUUCUCGCAGGCCAGAGCUCUACAAUCGUUGGGCCAUUCUUGCCCUCGAGAUCUGUGGCACGCUCUUGUGGUUGGUCAGCUUUGCCCUGUUGUCGCGGUGGACGAGCUUCUACCACCGUUUCUGGUUUGGCCACGGACAGAGUUAUGGGUUCUGGCACGCCCCCUUCAGGCCCUCGGACAUGGGACUGAGUACAAGGACGAUUGUUAAGAGGGAAUCCAGCAGCAGACGGGCAGGCGUGGCCCUCGCAGGGACUGCUGCUGGCCUCGGCGGUGCUGAAUUCAUUCUCUUUUGCAUUACCUUGACGGUGUUUGGGACGGCCCUUCACCGCCAGAGAGUGGCUGGGGCCGGUCAAGCUGCAGCCACCACUGCGCCGCCGACAGUCCCAGCCCCUGCCCCGACACCUGUUACAGAGGAGGAAAAGGUGGAGGAGGAAACGGCACUGGGUAAGCCAGAGCCUGUCGUCGUUGUUUGA